GGCGGGGCCUCCGGUGGCGGGAAGAGGAGGCGCUGAAAUGGAGGAGCUUGGAAGCGGCAGUGGCGCGACCGAUCGCCGGACCCAGGACCCUGCUGCUGCCCCCAGCAAGGCCUCCAGCAGCGCCGGCCACUAUGAGCUGCCGUGGGUUGAAAAAUAUAGACCUAUAAAGCUAAAUGAAGUUGUUGGGAAUGAAGACACUGUGAGCAGGCUGGAGGUCUUUGCAAGAGAAGGGAAUGUGCCCAAUAUCAUCAUCGCUGGCCCCCCAGGAAGUGGCAAAACUACAAGCAUCUUGUGUUUGGCACGAGCCUUGCUGGGCCCAGCACUGAAGGAUGCUGUCCUAGAACUCAAUGCUUCAAAUGACAGGGGCAUUGAUGUUGUGAGGAAUAAAAUCAAAAUGUUUGCUCAACAAAAAGUCACGCUUCCCAAAGGUCGACACAAGAUCAUCAUCCUGGAUGAAGCAGACAGCAUGACUGAUGGAGCCCAGCAAGCCUUGAGGAGAACCAUGGAGAUCUACUCUAAAACGACUCGCUUUGCUCUUGCUUGUAAUGCUUCCGAUAAGAUCAUAGAGCCCAUCCAGUCCCGGUGUGCCGUCCUCCGCUACACCAAGCUGACUGAUGCCCAGAUACUGGCACGGCUGCUGAAUGUGAUCGAAAAGGAGAAGGUGCCGUACACUGAUGAUGGCCUGGAAGCCAUCAUCUUCACAGCCCAGGGAGACAUGCGGCAGGCAUUGAACAACUUGCAGUCCACUUUCUCAGGAUUUGGCUUCAUCAACAGUGAGAAUGUAUUCAAGGUCUGUGACGAGCCCCACCCUCUGCUCGUAAAGGAGAUGAUCCAGCACUGCGUGGAUGCCAACAUUGAUGAGGCCUACAAGAUUCUUGCUCACCUGUGGCACCUGGGCUAUUCACCAGAAGAUGUUAUUGGCAAUAUUUUUCGAGUGUGUAAAACUUUCCAAAUGGCAGAAUACUUGAAACUGGAGUUUAUUAAGGAAAUUGGAUACACUCAUAUGAAAGUAGCAGAAGGAGUGAACUCCCUUCUGCAGAUGGCAGGGCUCCUGGCCAGGCUGUGUCAGAAGACAAUGGCGCCCGUGGCCAGUUAGAGCAGAGACUUCACUGACUGUUACAAGAAACCUCCUCCCUGAAAUACAGGAGUCACAGCCCUGUGAUCGGGUGAGGAAAAUGCCACCUCAACCGGGGCCAGUACUCUCCAUGCUUUUACAUUGUUUCUACCAGGUUUCUACUCCACAACUGUUUGCAUUCAACCUCAGACUUGUCCAGGUGGUGAAGGGGCAGAAAGGCACCACAGAAGCUUAGGGGCGGGGUAGCUGAUCUGUGUGUUUGUGGGUUGACAUUUUAGAUAAUAAAGUCUUGCAGCAUUUGUGGGCAAUAAGGUGACCACAUGAGGCCUCCAGGAAAACCAGGUUGUUUUUUUUUUAAAGACAGAGUCUGACUUUGCCGCUCUGUGUAGAGUGCCAUAGCAUCAGCCUAGCUCAUAGCAACCUCAAAUUCCUGGGAUCAGGUAAUCCUCCUGCUCAGCCUCCUCAUUAGCUGGGACUAUAGGCACCUGCCACAAUGGACGGCUAAUUUUUCUAUUUUUAGUAGAGCCAGGGUCUCUUUCUUGCACAGCCUGGUCUCAAAUGUCUGAGCUCAAGGGAUCCUCCUGGCUCAGCUUCCUAGAGUGCUAGGAUUACCAGCAUGAGCCACUGUGCCUAGCUGAGAACUAGCUUCUUAUCUCUGCCUAUCCCCCUCCCUGCCAUGUUCUUUAAGUAGAAACAACUAUUGGAUGGUAGGCUAGGCAAGAUAAUCUCAAUUUUUCUAGAAGCCUGAGAGACUGGUUCUGUGGAGUGAGGGCAGAGUUUGCUAUCAUUUCCUGAUAAUUUAGAUAGAUUUCUCAGAACCGUAGGGGUGAUGACCCUUUAAAAGGGCUUGCCAAGCUACUUCAUGGAGUCAAGGUGUAACUCAUGGCCUCAGGAAAAUACUACCAUGUCACCUUUCCCAUGUAGUUGUGUGUACUUAUUGCUUGAGAAUUUUCCAGUGAGUUUUAUAUUAACUUGUAGAAU
This is a messenger RNA of Nycticebus coucang (slow loris), 2056 nucleotides long. RefSeq names its product replication factor C subunit 2 (gene RFC2). Gene Ontology annotation, biological process: DNA-templated DNA replication; DNA repair. Gene Ontology annotation, cellular component: DNA replication factor C complex; nucleus. The record is from RefSeq and is a predicted model, not a curated record. Gene Ontology annotation, molecular function: DNA clamp loader activity; DNA binding; ATP binding. The coding region runs from base 38 to 1096 and encodes 352 amino acids. Lineage: Eukaryota; Metazoa; Chordata; Mammalia; Primates; Lorisidae. The transcript is spliced from 11 exons.